UCAUGUCGGCCCCCGCCGGGUCCCCUCACCCGGCCGCCGGCGCCCGGAUGCCGCCCAAGCUCGGCGGAGCAGCCUCCGGCCUGGCGCCGCCGCAGCAGAACGGUCCAGCACAGAGUCAAAUGCAAGUUCCAUCUGGCUAUGGGUUGCCGCAUCAAAACUAUAUGGCCCCCUCAGGACAUUACUCUCAAGGACCUGGGAAAAUGACCUCAUUGCCAUUGGAUAACCAGUGUGAUAAUUACUACUCUCGUCCAUAUACAGGACCAUCACAAAGUGUGGGGACUCCUAGCUCAGCAAACCAACCAGGAGCACAGCAGAUGUAUGGCAGAGGACCUCCUGCCCCUCACAUGGGGGGAUCUGCUCCAGGAUCUUUCCAAGGAGCUCCAGCAUCAGCGUCCCAUUCGUAUACGAGUGCCUCCCAGCCCUAUUCCUCAUUUGGGAAUCGCUACAGUAGUCCUGCCACAUAUUCUGCCAACUCCUCUGCUGCUUCUCAGGGAUAUCCCUCUACCUGUAGUCAUUAUCCUAUCUCGACUGUUUCUAAUGUUGUGUAUCCUAAUGUUUCAUAUCCCUCACUGCCUGCCAGUGAGCCAUAUGGGCAGAUGUUUACCUCACAGAGUGCUCCGCCUACCAGGGCAGUCAAAGAGUCCUACUCUGGCCCAAGCACAGCUAUUACCUACCCAUCAAGACCUCCACCUCCACCUUCCCAGCAGCAGCAGCAGCCGCCACAGAGUCAUUCAGGAUACAGUUCUCUACCCUGGCCAGCUCCAGGCCUUCCACCAGCCCAAGACAGUCUCACCCGAAACCAAAUGGGAUCCCUGGCUACGGCCAAUAGCCACCCAACAAAUAAUGAAAAUGUCCAACCCCCCAAGUCCAGCUCCGUAGUACCUACAGUUUUGCCAGGACCCUCGUCAACAAGAAUGCCACCUCCUCCAAGUCACCCGGUUGGGCCUGUGCCCUCGGGUCCACCACCUCCAGAGCAAAUGCAGACAAAAGUCAGGUUUCCAGUACCUAGCCUUGCUGGAUGUGGCAAGUGGCGCCUGAGCAGAGACCCUGGACUGUGGGGAACUUGCAUCGGUCGGAUGAGGGAACGCCCCCCAGAGAAGUUCGCAAAUAAAGGCAUGCAGUAUGGUGACUAUGUUAAUAAUCAAGCUAGCUCCACACCAACUCCCUUGUCAUCAGCUUCCGAUGAUGAGGAAGAGGAGGAUGAGGAUGAGGAAGCAGGUGUUGACAGUUCCUCUACCACAAGCAGUGCAUCACCCUUGCCCAACAGUUACGAUGCCCUGGAAGGAGGCAGCUACCCAGACAUGCAUUCUUCUGCAAGCAGCCCUGUUCCUGAUCGUGCCCUGGAACCUAACCCUACCCUCGCCCAGGCUCUGUCUGCAGCCCCCACCCCCACUGCUGCUCAGCCAGCAAAGGUAGCAAAGCCUUUUGGCUAUGGCUACCCGACUCUGCAGCCUGCUUACCAGAAUGCAGCACCACCGCCAGCCCCUGGAGCACAUCCCAGUGGCCCAGCGUAUUCUGGGUAUCCUCAGCAUUACCCAGGUGUGAACCAGCUGUCCUUGGGUCUAGGGGGACUCAGUCUGCAGAGUUCUCCACAGCCAGAGAGCCUCCGGCCUGUAAACCUCACCCAAGAGAAGAAUAUCUUACCUGCGACUCCUAUUUGGGCUCCUGUACCUAACCUGAGUGCAGAACUCAGCAAGCUAAACUGUAGCCCAGAUUCGUUUCGAUGUACCUUGACAAACAUCCCGCAGACGCAGGCUUUACUGAACAAAGCUAAGCUUCCCUUAGGAUUGUUGUUGCAUCCCUUCAGAGACCUGACGCAAUUACCAGUGAUUACGUCAAACACCAUUGUGAGGUGCCGAUCGUGUCGGACGUACAUCAACCCUUUCGUGACCUUCAUCGAUCAGCGUAGGUGGAAAUGCAACCUGUGCUAUAGAGUUAAUGAUGUUCCUGAAGAGUUUCUGUAUAACCCCCUGACUCGGUCUUACGGAGAGCCUCACAAACGACCAGAAGUUCAGAAUUCAACUGUGGAGUUCAUCGCUUCCUCGGACUACAUGCUUCGUCCUCCUCAGCCUGCAGUCUACUUGUUUGUUUUAGAUGUGUCUCAUAAUGCAGUGGAAGCUGGGUAUUUGACAGUUUUGUGCCAGUCGUUAUUAGAAAACUUAGACAAGCUUCCUGGAGAUUCACGAACAAGAAUAGGAUUCAUGACUUUUGACAGCACUAUUCAUUUCUACAAUUUACAAGAAGGGUUAUCCCAGCCUCAGAUGCUGAUUGUAUCCGAUAUCGACGAUGUUUUUCUGCCCACACCGGAUAGUUUGCUUGUGAAUCUGUAUGAAAGUAAAGAGCUUAUAAAAGACCUACUGAACGCAUUACCAAAUAUGUUCGUCAAUACCAGAGAAACACACAGUGCCCUUGGGCCUGCACUUCAGGCUGCCUUCAAGCUAAUGUCCCCCACGGGUGGCCGGGUGUCAGUAUUUCAGACACAGUUACCUUCCUUGGGGGCGGGACUUCUGCAGUCCAGAGAAGAUCCAAAUCAGAGGUCAAGUACCAAGGUGGUGCAUCAUCUUGGCCCUGCAACUGAUUUUUAUAAGAAACUUGCUUUAGAUUGCUCAGGACAGCAGACUGCAGUGGAUUUGUUCCUUCUAAGUUCACAGUAUUCUGACCUUGCUUCUCUGGCGUGCAUGUCCAAGUACUCUGCUGGCUGCAUAUUCUACUAUCCAUCUUUCCACUCUACCCACAAUCCUUCGCAAGCAGAAAAGUUACAGAAAGACCUAAAACGGUACCUCACUAGGAAAAUUGGAUUUGAAGCUGUUAUGAGAAUAAGAUGCACUAAAGGGCUUUCAAUGCACACCUUCCAUGGAAACUUCUUUGUCCGUUCCACUGACUUACUGUCUCUUGCCAACAUCAAUCCUGAUGCUGGAUUUGCGGUGCAGCUGUCAAUUGAAGAAAGUCUGACAGAUACUUCCUUAGUGUGCUUUCAGACAGCUCUGUUAUAUACAUCAAGCAAAGGUGAACGGAGAAUUAGAGUGCAUACGCUUUGCUUGCCCGUGGUAAGUUCACUCGCAGAUGUCUAUGCAGGAGUGGAUGUGCAAGCUGCCAUCUGCCUUCUGGCCAACAUGGCUGUGGACCGCUCCGUGUCCUCAAGCUUGUCGGAUGCCAGGGACGCCUUGGUGAAUGCUGUGGUGGACCCGCUGUCUGCCUACAGCUCAGCAGUGUCGAGUGCGCCUCGCUCCACCCUGACGGCACCAAGCUCGCUUAAGCUGCUCCCACUCUAUGUUUUGGCGCUUCUCAAGCAGAAAGCAUUUAGAACAGGUACAAGCACGCGCCUGGAUGAUCGAGUAUAUGCCAUGUGCCAGAUGAAGUCUCAGCCACUUGUUCAUCUGAUGAAAAUGAUCCACCCCAACUUAUACAGAAUAGACAGGUUGACAGACGAGGGUGCCAUACAUGUCAGCGACAGGGUAGUGCCUCAGCCGUCCCUUCAAAAACUGUCUGCAGAGAGGCUGACCAGAGAAGGCGCUUUCCUCAUGGACUGUGGCUCAGUGUUUUACAUUUGGAUUGGCAAAGGCUGUGACAAUAACUUUAUAGAGAAUGUGCUUGGCUGUCCUGAUUUUGCAGCAAUACCACAGAAAAUGACACAUCUUCCAGAACUGGACACGCUUCCAUCAGAAAGAACUCGAUCCUUUAUAACUUGGCUUAGAGACAGCCGACCAUUGAGCACUGCCCUUCACUUGGUAAAAGAUGAGAGUCCUGCCAAAACAGACUUUUUUCAGCAUUUGAUUGAAGACCGCACGGAAGCUGCAUUCUCCUACUAUGAGUUUCUGAUUCACAUUCAGCAGCAGAUCUGUAAGUGAUGUAAACAAAGCUGGACCAGGAUGACCAGCUCCGCAGCCAGGUGGGCUCAGUCCAUCAGAGAAGCACACGGGCUUGACACGAGGUACUAGCUGUUAGAAGACAUGGUGCACAUCACUGUCUAAGGCGUGGGUCAGAGAUACCGGGAAGAGAGAGCUAGGCAGAGCCCCGCCAGCGACGCUGAUCAACGCGGCGUGUGGAGUUGGUGUCUAGUAGUUCCAGGACUGACUAGUGCUCUUCUGCCAGGCAACAGACCUGAGGACCAUGGAAUGACAUGUCAUAAUCUAAAACUAGAUAAAGUCAUCUUCCAAUUAACAGCUCUGGACUUGAACUCUGACAGGAGAUGACAAAGGGCAGCGGUACUGUGUUGUUUGUAUGAGUUACUUUUUAACAGGAAUGAUCCAUAGUCAUUAAAUGGAUUCAACAUUUUCCCUGUAAAGGCAAUAGAGUUUCAGUAUAUGAACUAUAGGAAAAAAUAUAUAUAAUGUACAUAAGUGUUACAUUUGUAAAGAAAAUGUAAAUGUAACUAAAUAUGAAUUGCUUCAACAGUGCUGCAUUGUUGGAUGACAACUCUUUGUCACAGUUAGGGAAUGAGGUUGACUAAUGCAUAUUAUGAAUUGAGUCCACAAAAGAAACACAAAACUUUGUAAUUCUGUUAAAUCUUUUAUGUGGAUUUAUUUAUGAUCAGCCUACUAAUUAAAAAUAUUUUGCUUGACAGUUGGUUUGGUGCUUUGUUUGUAGAAAUUCUUUGGUUUGGUGGGAUUGGUGGUUUUGGGUUUUUUUU
Acomys russatus (golden spiny mouse) is the source of this 4630-nucleotide messenger RNA. RefSeq names its product SEC24 homolog B, COPII coat complex component (gene Sec24b). Gene Ontology annotation, molecular function: SNARE binding; zinc ion binding. Gene Ontology annotation, biological process: COPII-coated vesicle cargo loading; intracellular protein transport; endoplasmic reticulum to Golgi vesicle-mediated transport. Bases 3 to 3848 code for a protein of 1281 amino acids. The record is from RefSeq and is a predicted model, not a curated record. Gene Ontology annotation, cellular component: endoplasmic reticulum exit site; COPII vesicle coat. The transcript is spliced from 25 exons. NCBI's taxonomy places the organism in Eukaryota, Metazoa, Chordata, Mammalia, Rodentia, Muridae.